AGAAUGUAAAGCUGUACAGUUAUGGCGACCCCAAAGAGAAAGCAUGAAAGAACCUUUAGAGUAGAGUUCAACACUUAAGGCAAGUAGACAAGCCAAAGACCUCUUAAGGAUCAGGCUUGAAGAGAAGGGAGAGUUUGGGAAAAGAAAAUAUAAAGAAAAGCUGGAAGAAGGACAAGCCUAAUGGGAGACAAAGCCUCGCUUUAUCUACAAAAGGGGGAAAAGGUUGUUUUUCAAAGUUAAAGAUAAAGCCAUCUGUCAUAUUUGGCCAAGCAUCUCAUGACAAGUCCUUCUGACAAGCACUUAAAGAGUUAAAGGUCAAGAUGAAGUUGAAUGAUGGCCAAGAUUAAAGGAGUCAUACCUGAUCACAUUUGAGGAUGUUCGUGAUGCAGAAGAUGCUUUACAUAAUUUGGACAGAAAAUGGAUUUGUGGACGCCAAAUUGAAAUACAGUUUGCACAGGGGGAUCGAAAGACUCCAAAUCAGAUGAAAGCCAAGGAAGGGAGGAAUGUGUAUAGUUCUUCACGCUAUGAUGACUAUGACAGAUAUAGACGUUCUAGAAGCCGAAGUUAUGAAAGAAGGAGAUCAAGAAGUCGUUCCUUUGAUUACAACUAUAGAAGAUCUUAUAGCCCUAGAAACAGUAGACCGACUGGAAGACCACGGCGUAGCAGAAGCCAUUCCGACAAUGAUAGAUUCAAACACCGAAAUCGAUCUUUUUCAAGAUCUAAAUCCAAUUCAAGAUCACGGUCCAAGUCCCAGCCCAAGAAAGAAAUGAAGGCUAAAUCACGUUCUAGGUCUGCAUCUCACACCAAAACUAGAGGCACCUCUAAAACAGAUUCCAAAACACAUUAUAAGUCUGGCUCAAGAUAUGAAAAGGAAUCAAGGAAAAAAGAACCACCUAGAUCCAAAUCUCAGUCAAGAUCACAGUCUAGGUCUAGGUCAAAAUCUAGAUCAAGGUCUUGGACUAGUCCUAAGUCCAGUGGCCACUGAUAGUAUAAACCAUGAUAUUUUUAGGCAUGUAUCAUUCAUUUACUCUCAUAGUUUGGUUUACUUAAAUUAUCAGGAAUACAAUGUUGCAAUGAUGCUUAAAAAAACACUUGUCAGUUUUCCCUGUACCAGGCAAUGGUUAUUAUUAAAAUGAUAUGCUGUUGAGAAGCCACUCUUAAGAGUCCAGUUUGUUUAAUGUUAUGGGCAGCUACCAAUUUGUGGUGUCUCUGUAUAUUUUUGUAAAGAUUCUCAUUUUUUAAUGCUUGAGGUAUUGGUGAAAAGAUGUUGGUUGACCAUAAUUUGCAACAUUGUCUUAUUAAAAAUAAACUUUCAUAUCCAUAUUUGGUAGAACUGUUAACCUAGAAAUGUAGCUUGCUAAUCAGGUAGAAUGAUACAAAAGUGAAGUUGUAGCCACCGUACAACACUGACCCGACUAGACACAUUUAGGUUCAGGGUGGACCUUUUUGUCUUGUCAAGGUGUCGAGACCCACGAUGAUAAUUUAUGGCACAGUGUGGAAUAGUUCUUUUGUUAACCCCACUGUCUCGGGGAAUGACGCCAACUGGGUUAAGUAGCAUUUUCAGGGAGAUGGCGUUUUUGAUUGAAACACGGAGCCUUCACUUUUCUGGUUUCUGUGAAGAUUUGGAACCAUACAAACAUCGGAAAAACCCACCUUAAAAUUUGGGCAGGUUGAUGAUGGCAGAAAUAAUUUUAAGGGGAAAAGAAUGCUCUUAUGCAGUUACUCUAAACUUUAAGGAGCAUUGUUGACCAUAAUAUUGCUUAGUUUUCUCACUGCUGUUAAAAGCAAGUAAAGUGUUUUCAAAGUAGGUUUUGUUUGUGUGUGCGCAUAGUGUAAAAGGACUGAAUUUUGAUACUUAAAGCACUUGGUGUGUGCAUUUGUAUCAAAAUUUGCCCAUAUCUUUAUGAAGGAGGCUUGUUCUUCACGCCUCAGUUUAUUUAAUGUGAGGCAAGUAAAAAGACAACACUCCCAUUCUACGUGAUUCUGUGGUGCCAUGAGAUUUUAAAUAAUUCUGGAAAAAACUAAUUUUAAGGAAGUCACAUCUCUUGAGGUUUUGACUGAUUAUCCAUGUAGUACCUGAUGAAAAUAAUACCCUAACUCUUUAUAAUUUCUAACAUCUCUCUGCGAGACCAUUUGGGGGCAAUAAAAAGUGACUUGACGUGUCCAAUCUCAUUUCAGAAUAAAAGCUGGCAUCCUUAAAAUUUUUAGAUUGCUUGCUUACAGGCAUAAUAAGUAAGAAAUAUUUUAGGGAAACCAUUCCUUUUAGAGGAUUACUUUUUUCAAUUUUGGUUUUAGUAAUCUAGGCCUUGCCUGUAAAGAACAAAAGGUGGUUUUUAAAUACUGUUUGUGGAAUGUGUUUAAAGGAUUGAUUCUAGAACCUUUGUAUAUUUGAUAGUAUUUCUAACUUUCAUUUCUUUACUGUUUGCAGUUAAUGUUCAUGUUCUGCUAUGCAAUCAUUUAUAUGCACGUUUCUUUAAUUUUUUUAGAUUUUCCUGGAUGUAUAGUUUAAACAACAAAAAGUCUAUUUAAAACUGUAGCAGUAGUUUGCAGUUCUAGCAAAGAGGAAAGUUGUGGGGUUAAACUUUGUAUUUUCUUUCUUAUAGAAGCUUCUAAAAAGGUAUUUUUAUAUGUUCUUUUUAACAAAUAUUGUGUACAACCUUUAAAACAUCAAUGUUUGGAUCAAAACAAGACCCAGCUUAUUUUCUGCUUGCUGUAAAUUAAGCAAACAUGCUAUAAUAAAAACAAAAUGAAGGAAAUAAUGAUUAACUGGAAUUAUUAUAGUUUUGAAUGAGAUUAUACAAUAACAACGGAUUUAGGAAUAUUUUAAAUCAGUGUUGCACUAGGCACAGGUUUUACUUUGGAAAUGAUAGAACCUGCCAGAAAGGUACAUCUUUUACGUAGUACUUAAAAAUUCCUUAUGUAAUGUCAGAGUUGUUUCAUUAUUGCUUAUUAAACCCCUUGGGUUAAAUAACUUAGAGGUUAUUGGUAGUGUUAAGAUACGCAUUAAAAUGAAAUUUGAGUUAGCUAAUUUUAAGUUUAUAUUUUCAUUAUUAGAUGGACCAAUAAUUCUACUCUUCCCCAUCCUAAACAAGAUGGAUUGGGCCUUAUGUUUAUGGCGUGAUUUGAAAUAUUUUUGCAUUGAAUGUUCGUGAGCACUUAAUAUUAAGUGAUAAUCACUGUGGGGAACUGGUUUAGGUGUUUUGUGGUUUGAGUUCAAGCUGCUUUAUAAUGACAAGUAUAGCUGAUAUUUAUUGAGUAUUUAUGAUGUGCCAGACACUGUUCUAAAAGCUUUAUGUGUUAACUCAUUUACCCAUCACGAGACCCUAUGAGAAAGAUACUUCUAUUUUCUCGUGUAACAGAUGAUAAGGAAAUGGAGGCACAAAGAAAAAGCAGUAAAAGGCAGAUCCAGGAUUUGAGCUCAGCCGGAUCCUUAGAUGGUUUUUUUUUUUAAAAAUGGACUGUAAUUAGAGUAGAUUGGGGAAAUAGCCCGUUUAAUUUUUCUGUCUGUAUAGAAUUAGAAGUAGUGGUUUCGUUUUUUUUACUUGUGUCACUUAUUUUUAGACUCAUGCUAUUUUCUUGAGAACCUUAUAUGUUAUUUCUAAAGUGACAUACCUAAAUAACAUAGCUUCAAAGGGACUAUUUUAUAGUUGAACCCAUGAUAGAUAGGAUCCUACUGAUACUUAAGGAUCCUUAUACAGGGCUUUAAUGUUGGGUUACAUAGUUGAGUUCCAUAAUUGAGUUAUCUACUGUGUGUCUGGCACGGCUCAGUAUUGGAGUAGAACAUAUCAAGACUCAAGUGAGAGCUGACACUUCACCUCUCUUUUUGCUUAAGAUCUCUGCAUUUUUUUUUUUUU
This is a messenger RNA of Orcinus orca (killer whale), 3854 nucleotides long. It is a transcript of the gene SRSF10, whose product is annotated as serine and arginine rich splicing factor 10. The record is from RefSeq and is a predicted model, not a curated record. The transcript is spliced from 5 exons. Gene Ontology annotation, molecular function: RNA binding. NCBI's taxonomy places the organism in Eukaryota, Metazoa, Chordata, Mammalia, Artiodactyla, Delphinidae. The coding region runs from base 482 to 985 and encodes 167 amino acids.